AUGUCCAAUCUGUCCUGCCUGUCUUCUCUCGAAGAAGAGGACAGUACUGUUUAUGUGCAGCCACAUUACAAAGAGACAUACCGGCUGGCAAUUUACGCACUGAUCUGCGGGGGUAAAGAGGCCUACGAGGAGUUCCUCAGGGCAGAGCAGAUCAGCCACUUUCUGUCAAACGAGGAGAUCUUAUUUAUACUGCAAAAUGGAGAACUUUGUGCCGUUGAGGACAAGGAGGAGGACUCUCAAGAAAAACGGCUCACAGACAGGUGUGAGACCAGGACCUCGACAUACUUCCCAACAGAGUCAGAUGAUGAGGUGCCCGACCUGGACCUGGGCUGGCCGGAGGUGUCAUUGGAGGGUGUGGACACCAGCAUCAGCCUGCUGUUCCACCCACCCCGCGACAAUACGCCGAGCAUUAAAGAAGUGGUGCGCAAACAGAUCCAGGAGGCGAGGCAGGUUAUUGCCAUAGCGAUGGAUGUCUUCACUGACGUGGAUAUAUUCAAAGAGAUAAUCACAGCCACAUUGAGGGGAGUGGCAGUCUACAUCCUUCUGGAUGAUUCACAAUUCAAGAGCUUCCUCACCAUGUCCCUCAGAGUGGGCAUCAACCUCCAGGACUUCAAGAACAUUCGUGUUCGAACGGUUCAGGGGCAGCAGUAUCAGUGUCAGUCUGGAGUGAAGUUCCAUGGAGGUUUGGAGCAAAAGUUUUUGCUAGUGGACUGUAGAACAGUGGUGUAUGGAACGUUCAGCUACACAUGGACAUUUGAGAAGAUCAACCUUAGCAUGGUCAUGGUUGUCACAGGUCAGCUGGUUUGUACUUAUGACGAGGAGUUUCGAAGGCUUUACGCUCGCUCCACAGUUCCUGUAGCGGAGUCCAGCAACAAGUUAUCCAUCCAGUACCUGAGAGAUAUUGUGGCAAUGAAAAGUUCAAACUGCAGUCAACUGUCCGUCAACCAGAUUCACAUGAGAUCCAGAGUGAUGCACGGUAUGAGAGGUGCUCAGGAUGACAGGUUUAACAAUGCCGCCAUGCUGACCAGGGGACUGAGCAUGCAGGACAGACUGCAUCAAUCUCAUUGUGCUGAAAUGGGGAAUCUGGUACGAGGACACAGUUAUGGAGGAGAACUUCAGAAUCUACACUCCAUGACUCGGCUGAGGAUGGGGACCAAAGACUUUGGAGUCCCUCUUGCUACAGAGAGGACUGGAUCUAAUCUGAGGGUGGGUGGUGACCCGCUGCUAACUAACAGGCUGUCUCAGCAGCAUCUUAGGCACCGGACUCAUUAUGGAGCAGACCAGAAUCUGCUACCAUUCAACUCUGAAACAUCCCUCAACAGGUGGAAGAUGGACACAUACCUCAACAACAGUGAUAUGCCGCUAGAUGCAUCAUGUGAUGCAAUAUCCCCAAUGACAUCUCCAUAUAGCAGUCAUACAGGCUUGAAUGAUUAUCAGUCACAAAUGAUUCACAGCAGGUCCAGGGACAUCAAGUCCAGGAUGGAGGAAAUGAGAAAUAAAAGACUUAGCUUGCAGGAAUACACCAAUCUCAGGCAGAGUCAAGAGUCAUUGAGGUCUAUGUAUCCGACUCUGGACAGGCCUAAACUGAUGACUUCGUUAAGAGGUCUGGACAUGAGGCAGAGUAUGUCAGAAUUAGAGCCAAAUCCACAAAACGGUUGGAGCCUUGAACCACCCAACCACAAAGACAGUGAGCCAAAGACAGAAGGCGACAAAAGGGAGCAAAUUCUCACUGAUGGCCACCGCUCUGCCUCUCACAAUGAUGUCAAAAUGGUUACAGAUCGAAGGACAAUGCAGACAUAUGAUUGGCGUGAGCCUCUUUCAAGGACAACCUCGGCUGCAAAUAUAGAGGUGAAACAAAAUGAUCCAUCUCUUAAGCUUUCUCAUUUGCAGCCUAGUGGUCUCAGCCUCCAGCACCCAAGAGCUAUGGAGUCUUUGACUGAAAUCCCUGAAGAGAAAGAGGGUUCGAAUUCCCAUGUCAACAGUUCAGACUCUGCAUUCAAAGAAGGAAAUGAGGAGAUUCCCAUUGAGGACAAACAUCAAGAUCUGCCUGGAGGAAGUCUUGGUUCUAUAGGUAAGGUGCGAAAAAGCUCAGAAUCAGUUACUCCUAAAGAAGCAAACAAAUCAAUAUCCAGUGAGGCAAAGAACUCAAGCACUUCUUCAGGAUCUCAGCUUACAAUAGACGGUAAGAGUAGUCCCACAACUCAAACAAAACACGAGGAACACAGCCUUCGUAAGAGUAGUCCCACAACUCAAACAAAACACGAGGAACACAGCCUUCAUAGGAAGAAUUCCUUGAGAAAGAAAGUACAAUCACUGCUUACACCAGACGAUAAGAAAGUCUCCAAAAAAGAGGAGAAAUCACUCCAAAGAAAGGCGUCAUUGAGAUCACAGAAUACCUCAGGGUCGAACCAGUCAGUUAGAUCUGACCAUUUGCAGGCAUCUUCAGAAGAGAAAUCUACAAAGAAGGGUCAAUCGCCAAGCACCUUAAGGUCUCAGAGCUCCGACAGUGGUGAAGUGGAGAAGCCUAAAUCUCCAUUUCCGAGGUUAUCUCCUCACCGUUCAAGCAAGAGAAAGACAAGCCAUGCAGCAGAUCAGGACCAUGGCAGGAGUAGCACUCCGGACAAGGAGGGAGCGACUGUCUAUCGGAGAGAGAAAGUCUACAGUCGAUUUGAAUAUUUGCUCAGCACUGAAAGUAUUCCUCGGGAUAAAUCCAUGCACUCCUCAGAGAAAGACAAAGGCUCCUCCAUGAACAGACCUGACUCUAACUUAUCAGGGGAUCAGACACAAAGUGGUUCUGAAAACAAACUGGGAAAAUUCAUGCAGCGAGUCGGAAAUCUGAUAAACAAGAACAAGUAGAGUUGCAAGAAGAAACAAUCGUCACUGAGAUCAAGAAUUAAGUCAAUUUUAAUAUGUAGUACUUCUUUUGAUUGGUUUAAUAUUGGGGCUUUUUUAUUUGGGAUGACAUUCAUCAGUAAUGCCAAAACACAACGUUUUGAUGUAAAAAUACCAGUAAGUCACGUUGAAUGAAGUUAAACAGGCACUAUGUAAAUUCAGCCGCCAGGGGUCUCUCAAUCAAAACAAUAACAAAAGAUGUUGUCAAGGCUACUCCGCUAGGAAGAGAAUAUGUUUACCGAUGAUGUAUCCAAGUAUAAUUUGUAUUUUA
Labrus bergylta (ballan wrasse) is the source of this 3163-nucleotide messenger RNA. The record is from RefSeq and is a predicted model, not a curated record. NCBI's taxonomy places the organism in Eukaryota, Metazoa, Chordata, Actinopteri, Labriformes, Labridae.